Carlito syrichta (Philippine tarsier) is the source of this 3335-nucleotide messenger RNA. It is a transcript of the gene BCL2L1, whose product is annotated as BCL2 like 1. Lineage: Eukaryota; Metazoa; Chordata; Mammalia; Primates; Tarsiidae. Gene Ontology annotation, biological process: extrinsic apoptotic signaling pathway in absence of ligand; negative regulation of intrinsic apoptotic signaling pathway; intrinsic apoptotic signaling pathway in response to DNA damage. Gene Ontology annotation, cellular component: mitochondrial outer membrane. The record is from RefSeq and is a predicted model, not a curated record. The transcript has 3 exons. The coding region runs from base 1143 to 1844 and encodes 233 amino acids. Gene Ontology annotation, molecular function: protein homodimerization activity; protein heterodimerization activity.
UGAUUGGCCGUGCUUGGGCGGGCCGCCGGGGGCGAGACCCCUCCUCCCAUAAGGUCUAGGGGGCGCCCCAGAGGGAGGGCGGUCGCCUAGCAACGGGGCGGUGGCUCCGCGGGUACCCGGCCUAGCGAGCGUGAGAAGCCGCGAGGCCGCAGCCCGCCCACCCUGGGCUCCGGAGAGGCGCAGCCUCCGGCCCCUGAGCCCUCCCGGGGGCGCCGGGCAGCCGCCUUGGGCCUGCCCCAGGAAAGCGCGGUCUCGGCCGCGGGGGGCCUCGAGCGGGCGUCGCCCCUCUUCCUGGCCAAGGAGAGAGGCCCGGCGCCUCACCCUCACCCCGUCUUUGUGCAGGGCGCCGGCGGCCAUUGUGUCCGGGCGGGGAAUGGAGGACCCGGCGGUCCCCCCCCGCCACGUCCGGGGCCUUUGGGGGAUUCAGAGAAAACCAGCGGCGCUCGUGGGGGGUCUCCGGCCUUCAGCCUCCCGGAAGGGCCCCGAGGUGGCCUUCCCGAAGUCCGAUCGCAGACCCGAGGCGGUUUCCCUCUCCCUGCGCCCCUCGUCGGAACCCUGAACCCCGUCGAGAAGUCCCUUUGGGGUUUCGGAAGCCUCGCCCUGGGCUGGUACUUAAAUUAAAAAAAAAAAAAAAACUAGCUCCACCAGCCGCCUCCGGGAGAGUUCUCCUGGCUCCCAGUAGGAGGCGGAGAGCCAAGGGGCGUGCAGAGCGAGGGGGCUGGGCUCCCGGUGGCAGGAGGCCGCGGCUGCGGAGCGGCCGCCCUCGAUCCGGCGAUGGAGGAGGAAGCGAGCGAGGGGGCCGGUUCCUGAGCUUCGCAAUUCCCGUGUCGCCUUCUGGGCUCCCAGCCUGCCGGGUCGCAUGAUCCCUCCGGCCGCAGCUGUUUUCUCUGCCAGCCGCCGCGAAGCCGGCUGAGUUACCGGCGUCCCGGCCGCCGCCUCCUCUCCCGACCUAGGAUACAAAAGAUCUUCCGGGGGCUGCACCUGCCUGCCGUCGCCCGAGGCGGAUUUGAAUCUCUUUCUCUCCCUUCAGAAUCUUAUCUUGUCUUUGGAUCUUAGAAGAGACUCACUAAGCAGAGGCCAGACUCAGUGAGUGAGCAGGUGUUUUGGACAAUGGACUGGCUGAGCCCAUCCCUAUUAUAAAAAUGUCUCAGAGCAACCGGGAGCUGGUGGUUGACUUUCUCUCCUACAAGCUUUCCCAGAAAGGAUACAGCUGGAGUCAGUUUAGCGAUGUGGAAGAGAACAGGACUGAGGCCUCAGAAGGGACUGAGUCGGAGAUGGAGACCCCCAGUGCCGUCAAUGGCAACCCAUCCUGGCACCUGGUGGACAGCCCCGCGGUGAAUGGAGCCACUGGCCACAGCAGCAGUUUGGAUGCCCGGGAGGUGAUCCCCAUGGCAGCUGUGAAGCAAGCGCUGAGGGAGGCAGGCGAUGAGUUUGAACUGCGGUACCGGCGGGCAUUCAGUGACCUGACGUCCCAGCUCCACAUCACCCCAGGGACAGCGUAUCAGAGUUUUGAACAGGUAGUGAACGAACUCUUCCGGGAUGGGGUAAACUGGGGUCGCAUCGUGGCCUUUUUCUCCUUCGGCGGGGCACUGUGUGUGGAGAGCGUAGACAAGGAGAUGCAGGUAUUGGUGAGUCGGAUCGCAACUUGGAUGGCCACUUACCUGAAUGACCACCUAGAGCCUUGGAUCCAGGACAACGGCGGCUGGGACACUUUUGUGGAACUCUACGGGAACAAUGCAGCAGCUGAGAGCCGGAAGGGCCAGGAGCGCUUCAACCGCUGGUUCCUGACGGGCAUGACCGUAGCUGGCGUGGUUCUGCUGGGCUCGCUCUUCAGUCGGAAAUGACCAGACACUGACCAUCCACUCCCCUCCCACUCUGCCCUGCCCGCACCACUUCCCUCCGUCCAGCCGCCAUUGCCACCAGGAGAACCACUACAUGCAGCCAUGCCACCCACCCACCCGUCACAGGGUUGGCCCCAGACCUGGUCCCCUGCAGUUAGUCUUCUAGAAUUUACCACACUUCUGUGAGAGCCACUUUCCCCACACCUUAGUUCGCUUGGCCUCAAAAUCCACAGUUUCCCCCAAAUGCACCCCACCUGGGUUGGCAGGUAUGGGAGGGCUUGUGGCGGUGGACAGGAGAGCUCUGCGUGGCAGGUGGAACCCUACCCCUUAGCCACUGCAGAAGUGUUUUUCUGCCAGGGAGCUGGAAAGUUUUCAGAACCUCUUCCCCAGGAAGCGAGACUAGAUUGCCUUUGUUUUGAUGUUGUGGCCUCAGAAUCUACCAUUUCCCAUCUCCUCAGACUUGAGCUUCCCAUCCCCCAUCCCCAUCCCCGUCCCCAAGAGCCAUUUAGGGGCCACUUUUGACUGAUGAGGGAUUCAGGCAGCUUAGGAUAAAAGCAAGAACCAGGACUCCCUCCCCACCUCUGGCCUGACCAGAGUCCCCACUCCCUGUCUGAAUGUCCUCCAGAUGCCUCUGGCCAGAGGCCAGUCCCACCCAGGAGGGAGGGGGCCACAGCUGCAGGAAGCACCCCAUGCCAAAGCUAGGGUGGCCCUUGCAGUCGCCACCACCCAGUCCCUUCUCCUCCCCUGGCUCCAUAACCAUGACCGAGGGACCAACUGGGCCCAGGACAGGUGUGGCAGAGCUGUUUGCAGCCUCAGCUGCCUCACUUCCGGCAAGGAGAUCAGCCGGUGGCAUCUUCGCCUUGGGCUGCUGCCCGUGAGGCCCAAGGGUUCAGGCCCAAGGAGAGCUGUGGGGAGCAGCUGUGGGAGCCCCAGGGUCUUCCCUACCUCAGGCAGGAAGGGCAGGAAAGAGAGCCUGAUGCGUGGGUGGGGGUGGGGCCGACUGGAGGGGCCAGUUCUGCCUGGCCAGGCGGAUUUGUGCCCCAUCCCCAUCCAGCUUGGGCAGCCGGGCUGCCAAGGCCAGAGUGGCCUGGCCAGAGCCCCUCCAGCCUCCCUGUCUCAUCUGCUCCUCUCUUGGCCUGUCUCAUCCCUGGGGGUCCCAGCCUAGUCCCGGCCACCCUGGGCUCUCUGCUGUACAUAUUCGAGACUAGUUUUUAUUCCUUGUGAAGAUGAUAUACUAUUUUUGUUAAGCGUGUCUGUAUUUAUGUGUGAGGAGCUGCUGGCUUGCUGUGCGCGUGCACGUAGAGAGCUGGUGCCCAGAGAUUGGACGGCCUGACGCUCCCUCCCCUGCCCUGGUCGGGGAAGCCGGCCAGGGUCCUGGCUCCCGAGGGGCACCUGUCCCUCCCCUACCCCACCCCACACUUGUUCCAGCUCUUUGAAAUAGUCUGUGUGAAGGUGAAAGUGCAGUUCAGUAAUAAACCGUGUUGACUCAGUGAA